UACAGUCAGACACAGAGCGAAACAAUUGAAAUACUUUUAUUUUUAGUAAAAAUCAUUUUAAACUCAAAACGAGAUGUCGACAGUCGUCCCGGAAAUACGCAUAACGCGUAUUACGGAAACGUAUCUGGAAGAUGCGCUCGAGGAAAUGGAGGAGGCGGCAAAGCCACGCCCACCGACCAAGGCGCAAAAGAAGGCGGCGCGCAAAGAGGCAAAGCGCCUGCAGAAAAUCGCCGACCAGAAGCUAAUCAUGCGCCAUGAUCUGGAGACGGAGCUGGAGCUGGGCAAGCGCAUGGAUUUGCGCGGCAUGGAGGAAUGGAACUCCAUUGCCGAGCAGAUCAAAAUAGUCGAGCUGCGCAACGAGAUAAUCACUUGGGGCGAGCGCGCCGAGCGAAUUUUUGAGCAUAAAAACGAUCACAUCCAAAUGCUGAUCGACGAUAUCGCCCAGACCAAUGAGCAGCAUGCGCGCAAUUAUGGCCGCACCGUGGAGCUGAUCGAUCACAUUAGCGAGUGCUACCAGGCCAUGCUGGACGGCAACAAGCGCAUGUACGAGCAGCAGGCCGAGGAUCUGCUCAAGGAGUUCUACGACGAGGUGCAUCUGCGCACCGAGGAAGUGGAGGCGAUGCAUACGAACAGCGAGAACAUAAUCCAUGCCUCCAAUCUGUUCACGCGCGACCAGCUCAAGGAGGACUAUCAGAUCUAUCAGGAGCAGCGCGACGACAAUGUCAACCGUGAGAUCGAGCGUCGCUUCGACAUACGCGACCAGGUCGUCAGCAAGAUGAACGACAUGCAGCGCCAGCUGAACGACUUCGUGGAUGCCCUGCACAGCACCGAGCUGGAUGCCCACAAGUACGAGCGCAUCCGUUCGCUGACGGAACGCCAGCAGGCGUUCGUGGAGGAGAGCAAGAAGCUGAACGUUGAGGAGGCCAAGUAUAGCAUCAUGCUGAGCGAUAUCCAGAGCGACACGCUGCGCAUCGAGACACAGAACAAUGGGACCAUCAACGAUCUGCGCCUCGAGUUCGAGUACUUUACGAAUGUGCGCAAGAAGAUCGAGGAUCGGAUGCAUGCGGAUCGCAUAACCACGCACGAGAAGCUGCGUAUACUCAGCACCGAGUGCUACGAGCUGACCAAGAAAUUCGAGAAGAUCGUGAAGAGCGGCGAGCUGCUGCUCGCGCUGUCCAUCACGUGCCGGAAGCUGCAAACGGAGUCCGAGAAGAUCAUUGUGGGCGGCGAGGUAGUUGACCCCAUCGAUGUGGGCCCUGUUGAUGAUAACUUUACGCUGCAAACGCUGGACAUCAAACAGCACGUCGAUCUCACCGAGGAGGAUCUGGUCAUGCUCAGCAACGGCCUGAAGAACUUUUGGCGCCAACAGGCCGUGGCCCAGGCCCAGAACUUGCUGCUGCUGGAGGAGAAGCGCAAGCUGACCGAGGAGAAUCAGCGUCACAUCGACUUCAUCAAGUCCAUGAGCAAGACCGACAAUGCCGAGGAGCUGCGCUCCGCCAUGCACGUCAAACCCUGCCUGGAGAAGGUGCCGCUGCUCUUCGAUACCCAAUGCCGUUUCUUCAAGCUGCGCGUCACCAAGGGCUCGGCAACUGCCGGCAAAGAUGCCCAGAGGCAGGCGGUGAACACCAUUAAGAUGCUAUGCGGCAGCAAAUGUAACCUUAAUCCCGAAAAGAAAAGCGAUUAGCCAAAAGACUCGCUAUCCUGCUCACAAGACUCGUGAAAUAAGCGUGGAAAUGUAAUUCAAGAGUCUAGCCAAAAGCUAUUUAUUAGACCCAAGUAACCCAAUAGCAUAAUAUAUAUAAUAUCUAAGUCUGGAGUGUAUAUCGUUAACUGUUCUCAAAUUGAAUCUAGCGAAAUAGAAAACCAAUUAAAUGAGCGAAUAUUUGUCGAGUGAAA
Drosophila novamexicana is the source of this 1896-nucleotide messenger RNA. Its product is annotated as dynein regulatory complex subunit 2. The coding region runs from base 74 to 1684 and encodes 536 amino acids. The transcript has 3 exons. NCBI's taxonomy places the organism in Eukaryota, Metazoa, Arthropoda, Insecta, Diptera, Drosophilidae. The record is from RefSeq and is a predicted model, not a curated record. Gene Ontology annotation, cellular component: axoneme; axonemal dynein complex. Gene Ontology annotation, biological process: cilium-dependent cell motility; axonemal dynein complex assembly; regulation of cilium movement.